This is a messenger RNA of Halteromyces radiatus, 973 nucleotides long. RefSeq lists its product as uncharacterized. The transcript has 6 exons. Gene Ontology annotation, cellular component: mitochondrion. NCBI's taxonomy places the organism in Eukaryota, Fungi, Mucoromycota, Mucoromycetes, Mucorales, Cunninghamellaceae. Bases 10 to 849 code for a protein of 279 amino acids. The record is from RefSeq and is a predicted model, not a curated record. Gene Ontology annotation, molecular function: protein-containing complex binding.
UCUGUCUACAUGUCUCAAUCCAUAGCUCGUAAACUUUUAGUAGUGGGUGGCUCUGGUUUUCUCGGUCAAAGUGUGUGUAAAGCCGCGGCACAAAAAGGUUGGGAAAUAGUUAGUCUCAGUCGACGAGGUGAACCUGAUUCAUUUUCAAAACAAGGCAAACCUACAUGGGCGAAUCAAGUAAAAUGGGCUAAAGGUGAUUCUUUGGAUCCUGCUAGUUAUAAGGAUAUACUCAAAGAUGUGACCAAUGUGGUACAUACGGUUGGAAUUAUUUUGGAAAGUGAUUACAAAAAAGUGGUGAAUGAUCCUACUGUAUUUGGCGCGUUAUGCGGAGCAUCCAAGGUGUUAGGUGAAAUUCUAGGCAUGACCAAUCGUGGCAAUCCAUUGGAUCCUGAAAAUCAAGUAUUUCCCACGUAUGAAGCUAUCAAUCGAGAUACAGCCAUCACAGUAGCUAAACAGGUUGCAGAUAUACCUAGUAUAGAAUCCUUUGUCUAUAUUUCCGCUGCAGAUGUCUUUCCUUUGAUCAAUCCUCGUUAUAUUACCACAAAACGACAAGCUGAACAAUAUUUAUUUUCUCGUCCGGAAUUCAAAUCCAUCAUCUUUAGACCAGGGUUUAUGUACAAUGAUCAACGAGCAGCUGCCAUGCCUAUUGCAAAAGCCUUACAAACAGCUAAUCUACUUACUAAGCCUAUUGCCAAAGAUUUAGCAAGUUUACCAUUUGGAUCUAGUUUUACAACUCAUCCUUUACAUACUGAUACAGUGGCAUCUGCUGCUAUAACAUCUAUAGAAUCAAAAUCUUAUGGUAUAUUUGAUGUAGACGGCAUUGAAAAACUGGCUCACCACGCGACCUGAAUUUGAUUGGCUCAGUCUAUUGGUCAGUUGGCUCUUUUGUCUCCCACCAAUGCAAAACCCGCUCUCUCUUUUUUUUUUUAGAUAGAAUUCAUAUUAUCACAUUUUUUUUUUUUGUCUUUCUUUC